Molecule: messenger RNA, 2393 nt
Organism: Brienomyrus brachyistius
Lineage: Eukaryota; Metazoa; Chordata; Actinopteri; Osteoglossiformes; Mormyridae
Product: transmembrane protein 147
Exons: 8
Coding region: 99-776 (225 amino acids)
Source: RefSeq, a predicted model, not a curated record
GAAAUACGGGACUGUUAGGACGUCGGUCUUUUUCCGGUGUGGGACCAACGACGUACGGAGCAGUGAGCUGCAACGUCGCAAUAUUACUUUGAGGAAAAAUGACGUUGUUUCAUUUUGGGAACUGUUUUGCUUUGGCAUAUUUCCCAUAUUUCAUUACUUACAAAUGCAGUGGACUAUCAGAGUACAAUGCUUUUUGGAGAUGUGUUCAGGCUGGUGCUACUUAUCUUUUUGUGCAGCUUUGUAAGAUGCUGUUCCUUGCCACGUUUUUCCCCACCUGGGAAGGUGGUGCUGGAAUGUAUGACUUUGUUGGGGAAUUCAUGAAGGCUACUGUGGAUUUGGCUGACCUUCUGGGAAUUCAUUUGGUCAUGUCCAGGAAUGCUGGCAAGGGAGAGUACAAAAUAAUGGUAGCAGCCAUGGGCUGGGCCACUGCAGAACUAGUCAUGUCCCGGUGUAUACCUUUGUGGGUGGGGGCUCGGGGAAUUGAAUUUGACUGGAAGUACAUUCAGAUGAGCUUUGAUUCCAACAUCAGCCUGGUGCACUAUAUUGCCAUGGCAGCAGUGGUGUGGAUGUUUACGAGAUACGACCUGCCAAAAAGCUUUCGCCUGCCUGUGACUGUCCUGUUGGGAUUGUGUGUUUAUAAGACCUUCUUGAUGGAGUUGUUUGUUCAUGUCUUCAUGCUGGGCAGCUGGACGGCGCUCUUGCUGAAGGCUGUGCUCACUGGAGGCAUCUCCCUCUGCUCACUCUUCCUCUUCAUCAGUCUUGUACAUAGUAACUAAGAAGGCCUCUUUUUUGGAUCAUUUAACUAUAUCCUGACUUCUGAAACUCACUUUUUGGUUAAGUUAUUUCCUAGUUUUGUAGCGGUGUGGUCCUUUUAGAAGUGGAGAGCAUUAUGUUGAUUUAAAGAAUGGAAAUAAACUCUUUCAAAACAAAAUAUCCUUUAAAUGUCAGCUGCUUACGUAAAGAAAGCCUCACUGUUCUUAUCUCCUACUGAAUUCACAACGGUGUAACUAAAGAUUCAGUCUGGAUGAAAAGUGCAUGAGUAAGAGCCACGAAUGUGCACAUAUUGUCUACUGUGGUGAUGAAAUUCAACGGACAUUCUUCAUUAGUAGUAAGUAGUCCCUUUUUUUAGAGAGCAGAAUUGUGAGAACUGAACUUAAGUAUCCUGUUAACCUUUACAUCAACUGUAUUACUAUCUUUAUAUUCAGCUAUAGCUACACUGUCUAGUAAUUCACCAAAAUCAUGUGUAGCAGUCAAUAAUGUAAUACUUUUUCCAUUCUUAAUGUAAUACAGCUCGUUAAUUUCAUAAUCGGCCAGCAACGUAAUAACUUUUUGCCGAUAACAUAAUAAGUUUCAUUAUUAAAUGAAAAUGUAAAAUAUUACUGGCCAGUUGUUACAUUAUUAACUUGUAUUACAUUAAGAAUGGAGACAUCAUGUUAUUGCUAUGUUAGUGCAUUAUUGGUAGCUGUUACUUUAUUGGCUGCUACAUAGUGUCAGAACUAUAUUUAGUCACCCUAAGAAUCUAUGCUGUUAAGCUGAUUAAAGAUAUUUGACAACAGUGUACUAUCUAAAAGUUAUACAAAUUUGAGCAUUUUAGUCAUGUCCACUUCUAUCAGUUCAAAAUUACAACAGGGUAAAUAUGUUGGCUUUUUAUAACCGGAACAACUGCCUUUCAGUACAGAAUCUGUAUUUGAUCACAUUGUUUCAUAUUUUAUAUACAUACAUACAUACGUACAUACAAACACACACCCCAAUGUGCCAAAACAUUAUGACCACCCCCUUGUGAAGUGAAUCAUGUUAACUAGCUCAUAAAAAUGUGUGUCAGGGUCUGUAAUAUGUUAGAUGAUAAGCUAACAUACAGUACUUGUCAAUAUGUUAAAUGUAGAAGAAAUUAACCGGGAUAAAGAUCUGAGUGACUUUGACAAGGACUAAAUCGUUAUGGCCAGGUGACUGGAUCAAAGCAUCUCUGAAACAGCAAGACUUGUGGGGUGCUUACGGUCAGCUGUGGUGUGUACCUACAGAGAGUAGUCUGAUGAGGGAAAAGCCACAAACUGCUGAUGGGGUGUUGGGCAGCCAAGACUCGUCGAUCCAAGAUGUGGACAAAAGGUAUCCCGUUUGGUACAAAAGAACAGAACAGUUACUGUCAUGCAAUGGCAGGUAAUUUUGAUGAUGGUUACGAGAGGACUGUAUCACACGGCUGCUGCGUAUGGUAUGCGUAUUUAAAAGAUACGUGGGAUUGUUUUGACAAAAAUUGUUACCAGCACAUACCACUGACAUGUAGAAGUUAUGUGCUGCAUGACAAACAAUAUUAUCAGUAAAGUUACUGAAUGCAUGUAUGGAUUCACUUCAUUCCUUGAAUCAGUGAUGUUUACAAUAAAAUCACUUUUCAAGUGUAA